AAUAGUUGAUCAUUUCGAUCAUCUAUGUUAAUCAUCACUACCCCUGUACAAAUGUCAUUAGUUUUAAAAGGUUGUUUUUGUCUUGUCUGGUAGGCUACGGGAAAAGGCAGCAGCCGUAGUUCCGCACUCUGUCCGCUAGGCGGCUGUGUGGCUCUUUGUUCCCUCACGCGCAUAUUGUGGUUGUGACAGAUUUUUCCCAUCUCUUAGAUUCAUCCCAUACACAACAACACAUCGCUAGUUCUCUUUCUGUGCGGUUUCACACGCUGGGACAUAAGCGCACCGAACGAGACCGAGCCAGUGUCGACGGAGACGAUGCCUGUCCAUCAACACGGUGUAAUAAAGCCCCUGAACAUGAAUAAAUAGUCGUUAUUUUUAAGGAUAUAUUAGGAGGAAUACGGGACAGUUUGGGACCGUGUGCUGGGGAAGCCUGCUGCUUCUGUUCACCUACCCCCAAACGGAGCUAAUGGGGGAACACUGCCAUGCAACACGUUUCAAAUUAACCGCUUGAUUCCAGACAAUCUACUUCCUUGGUGCCAGCGAUUCCAUACUGUCGCGUUGGAUGCAGCUUAACAAGCUGAGGAAGAGAAAGAAACCGUUUCCCUCUCUCCAGCGGACUAGAUCUCUCUCGCAAUGAGAAAGAUAAUUUGAUUAGCCGCAGAACAAAGCGAGGCGUCACGUAAAAGUGAAACAAAGUUGAGAGACUCAAGCCGGAAUCAAGACCCCAACGCCAACGUUUUCCACGUGGCGUCGUCGGGCGGGAGGCGAACGGGCUCCCGUAGGAUGACCAGCCUUUUCCGCCGCAGCAGCAGUAAUGGAGGAUCUCGGGGGGGCUCGACAGCGGGGGAGCUCAACAACUCCAGGCCCAACCGACAAGUUAGGCGCCUGGAGUUCAGUCAGGCCAUGGAGGACUUUAAAACCAUGUUCCCCACCAUGGAUUAUGAGGUCAUCGAAUGUGUUCUCCGUUCCAACAAUGGAGCUGUGGAUGCCACCAUCGACCAGCUCCUGCAGAUGAGCAUUGACGGGCAGGGCUCGGAUGACAGCUCGGAUUCAGACGACAGCAUCCCGCCAGAGAUUCUUGAGCGGACCCUUGAGCCAGACAGCUCCGAUGAAGAGCCACCCCCUGUCUACUCCCCACCGACAUAUGACAUGCACAUAUACGACAGGAAAUAUCCCGAUGCUCCACCUGUUCCUCCACCCAGAUUUGAGGCCCAGCCUCCUCCCGGACAUACUCAAGUACGAGGUUAUAAAAACUGGAACCCACCGUUACUUGGAAAUUUACCAGAUGACUUCCUGCGAAUUCUGCCGCAGCAAUUAGACAGUAUACAGGGGUCUCAGAGCAGCAUCUCUGAGUCCUCCUCCUCUUCCUCAGUACCCCUGAAAGGCCCUUCUGUGGCGGUCGCAUCAGGAUCAGGCGGAGCUUCAGAGCAGGAACGCAAACUGAAGCAAUAUUUGGAAGACGAGCGCAUCGCUCUUUUUCUGCAGAAUGAGGAAUUCAUGAAGGAGCUGCAGAGGAACCGAGAGUUCCUUAUUGCUUUAGAAAGAGAUCGAUUGAAAUAUGAAUCAAAGAAAACCAAAUCCAGUCAUUCAUCAUCUGGCAUGGAGAACUCCACAGGUAACCACUACGCUUCUGGAUCCGUCGAGGCUUGCACAGCGGUUUCUGACGAUGCUUUGUUCAGAGACAAGCUAAAGCACAUGGGCAAAUCAACCAGAAAGAAGCUGUUUGAAAUCGCCAGAGGGUUCUCAGAGAAGACAAAGCGCAGAAAGUCUAAAAGAAGAACACUUCUGCGGCAUCAGUCUUUGGGCACAGCCAACUCCACUGCCAACCUCCUCGAUGAUGUAGAAGGAAACCCAUGUGAUGAAGAAAGUCAACUUAAACGAUUGGGUGCUCAGGAAGAAGAGGAGCCACAUAAGGAACCACUAUCAUGAUGACACUGUGCAAUUGGGAAAUUAGGGUUUCCAUGGUGACCUCAGCAUAACUCAUAGCUGAUGGCUUCUUAUCUCAGUGUCUCUAGUGAUUAGCUCGGUGCCGAGCAAUCCCGACUGGAGCAACAGCCUCCCCCAGAUAGGCUGAAACAGGACUGUAUGAUCAUUUUGUAGCAGACUUUUGCUAGCCUACGAUUAUCGUUACCUGCAUUUGAUUACUAUUAUAAUUAUUGUAAUGUAACUGUUUGUUAGUAAUAGAUUUCAUAUGUAAAACAGAACAGAGACUGAUUUGCAGCUAUUUUCUUUUGAAAUCUCACGAAUCCGAAUCAGCUGGAUUCCUGUUUUUGUUCAAUAUAAUUUUCUUUAAAAAAUGCACCCCCACUUAUGUACGAUUUUGGGAUGUGUUGACUUUGUAUUUGCUUAUUAACGUCCAUUUUCUAAAAUGUUGAGUGUUGAUGUUUCAGCUCAUUGGUAUUUCCCGACUUCCUAAUGGACCAUUAUACUAAUCUGCACAUUAAACGUCGAAAGCAUUUCCACAUUGAAUGUACCCCAGAAUAGAAUGUUCAUUGCCAACUCCGACAAAAAACGUUCUCUUCCUUAUCUUUGCUUUAAGGAACACUAUUGUUCAGGUCUCUGUUUAGUCUAGGCUUGAAUUAAGGGUGCUGAAUAGUCUGUUCCCUUUUGUGUAAUACAUUUGUGUACAAUUUAAUGAUAACACAUACAGCAUUACGUCAAAUGCGACACCCUUUUGGUACCCAAAGUGUCCACCUGCCAAGUAAAGCAGUACACAUUGUGUAUAGCUGUACACCUUUUGCGAUGCCAAAAGUCAACUUCACUCAUUUUUUACACAAGAAAAAGAGAGGACUGCUCGUCAUUUCUGCACUGCCAUGUCUGUUUUCAAUAAUAUUGGAAAUAUCCCAGUGUGUCUUGUUGAAAGUGGGUAGAUUGUUUGAGCCAGCACAUAUGUUUCAUCACGUUUUUCAGUUAUCUUAGAAAUGAUUAGAACGUUUUGUGGCGUUAAAGAACGAGCAGAGAACAAUUUGAGUAAUGCUUCCCUUGAACCAACCAAAAGCUGCUGUGUGGUAUCCUUUUUAGUAAAUCACACCAAAUGACGCUGUGCUUCCAGUAGGUCACAUGACAAUGUCAUCAGAUCAGGGGUCUUACUGUGAUCCACCAAUAAGAACGUACCAUCAUGGUCUUUUCCAUGUUGCAUCCAAGUAUUGAUUUUGUACUUAUUGUAUUGGAGGAUACCAGUGAUGUCUUGUUUGUUUUUUAUGUAAGUCAGCGUUUUGUUCAACAAGUCACAAACCUUAAAGUCACUGUAUUGCAUGUGCCAAGGCAGAAGGAUUUGAUCGUGUGUUGGUUCAACCAUGUUCCUGAUGCUAAGCCAUAGUUUUGAUCACAAUUAUGAUGAAGUGCAUUGUUACGAAAUCAUGAUAAUGUUUUUGAAAGCGCUGUAUGCAUUUGUUCAUGAUGUGUUGAUUAUAUAGAUAGCCGUAGGCACAGAGAAGACUUACAGCCUAAAUCUCAUCCACAUAACUUGAGUGUGCUGUGACGUUUUAAUAGCCAGUAUGAUUUAUGGUGAUGAAAUACAAUGACGCCAUACACAUCUGCUUGUUUUUAAGGGAUGGCACAGUAAAGCAAGUAGGAUUUAUUGUAACGCUCGCUGUUGAUCUCCAGAGGCAGCGUUCCCAGGGUGCACUUUGUUGCUAAUGAGUCACAAAGGUUGCACCAAAGGUUUUCGUCCAUGCCGCUUGUUAACAUGUUUUAUCCUCUCAGGGAACUUGCUCUCAUUUUCUGGUAAAAGCACAACUACAACAGAACAAUCAUUAGCUGCAGAGCAGAGGAUUCAUUAAACCAGGUAGCACUGUUCUAUAUGCAUUUACAAUGACAAACUAAUCUUAACCAUAUUUUGUCACAUCAUGACGAAUUUAACAAUGGUAUGUUUAGCCAAAUAUUAUCAUUUUUUGCUUGUAUGUCCAUAUGUAUAAGGUCCUCUUGUUUCAUCCUUGAUCUUUGAAUGGCAGAAAUGAAAGAGAAGUGAGACUGAAGUAUGCGAGUCAGAUGAUUUUCAUAGCAGUUGAUGUUCUAUUUCUACUUUGUUAACAGGAAGCAACUGUAUGUUCUACGCAAAAUAUGUAAGAUGGUAUCAUUAUUUUGCUGUCCACUGAGGAAUAAGACUUAGGAUCUUAUCCCAAAAUUGUCUGUUCACAUUCAAGACUCUUUCAAGUUCCAAACUUUCUUAAGAUCCAAAUGUUUAUUAGCUAUUGAAAUUAAUAAAAGGGUUGUACUUUG
Triplophysa dalaica is the source of this 4218-nucleotide messenger RNA. RefSeq names its product CUE domain containing 1b (gene cuedc1b). Gene Ontology annotation, molecular function: ubiquitin binding. The record is from RefSeq and is a predicted model, not a curated record. The transcript is spliced from 11 exons. The coding region runs from base 781 to 1926 and encodes 381 amino acids. NCBI's taxonomy places the organism in Eukaryota, Metazoa, Chordata, Actinopteri, Cypriniformes, Nemacheilidae.